AUGGUUCGUUGGCCUUGGCUAGUCGUAUUUGCGGCCGUUUCCUCUGCCAAAGAGCUCAUACAGCUUUCUGUCAGCGAAUAUCAAGAUGGGACGUGCGAGCUACUGUCCAUUCGUACUGUUCAACACCGUCGAGAGGGCAUAAACCCCGCGAAGACGCAUGUGGAGCGACAAAUACAGCCACAAGAACCAGGCAACGAACCGUGGACUUUGCUGCGCAUAUAUGGAUCCUCCGAAGAGGAGGCACUGGCACAACUCGAUGUAGAGUGCAAGCAUCGACGGGCUAGGAAAUUUGACGCCAGCAAAGGGAUUGAUCCAGAACAGCGCGUUAUGGGAUUUAGCGAGCGUCUUUCUUGGGAGAACCCACUUCCUCCGCCACCGUCGCUCAUCGUCAAGCCUCUCGUCCUCUCGGGACCUUCAGACAAUCGAGUGGAUCUAGUCUUUUUUGGAGACGGCUAUACACCUUCUGAAGAAGCCAAGUUCUUCGCGGACGCGCUACGGCUGGCCGAAGACAUUUCAGCGAACCAAACUUUUAGCUCUGUUAAGCCACUACUCAAUAUCUGGGCCGCCUAUACUCCCAGUAACUUUAGUGGGAUCGGAACAGACUUGGAACCGAGGGAUACAGCAUUCGGUCUGUAUCGUGUUGGCACUGAGCUAAGAGCCAUUUACUGCGCAAAGAAACCCGUCGCCAGAGCUGCGUGUGCAUCGCUGGGCCCUGGUUGCAAUUUUCCAAUUCUUCUAGCCAACAGCGAGUUUUACGGAGGUCUUGGUGGAGAGUUCAGCAUAACGACUUCGUCCGUUUUGAAUGGGGCAUUGGUGCUCCGGCACGAAUUGGGACAUUCGAUUAUUGACGUUGGGGAGGAAUACGAUGGUGGAUACGCAUAUUAUGGUCCAAAUUCAUCUCCCAUUCCUCCAACCAUCAGCAUCAAAUGGUCGCAUUGGCUUGACUCACCUGCCCCAACUGCUCGCGCCGAGCGCGCAAUCUCGCCUCUUCAAGCAUAUCCCUGGACCAUACUUAAUGCGUCCACACCCUAUACAGCCCUGUUUGACUCUUCCGGGCUCUUCAGCUGGCACAUGGUCCGGUUCUCGCUGUCCGGCUUUCCAAAGAAACAUGAUCUGACGGUUUUGCUGGAUGGAGAGAAUAUCGGUUGGGAACCAAGACCGGACAUAGGUAUGGAUAGGUGGCACUACGAUAUCAAACGGCAGAAAGCUUUACUGCCCGGACAACAUAACUUGACUUUCUCUGUGGCCGAGGAUGCUCAAGUCAGUCAAGGCCAAUUAUGCAGUUUUGAGAUUAUCGAAUAUGGAAAUAGCUCCGAGUUCAAUAACACCGAGGGUCACAUCGGCGCUUAUCCUACUUUCUCUAUGUGGAACGGAACAACGUACCGACCGACAAACGAGGGCUGUCUGAUGCGUCAAGUUGUUCUGCCCUCCUUUUGCCGCCCGUGCUUGGAAGGCUUGUGGCUCCAACUUCUCAGACGCGUGGAAUUGAUCGAUGAUCUCACUGCCAUUCGCGACCGUACCGGUAGCAAUAUCUUUAUCCGAGCGACACCAGUUAGGCUCGGGCAACUCCGGGAUGAUCCCCCUGCAAACGCGGAGACCCUAGAAAUUUCCUGGACAGUAAACGGAACAACACUCGGAUCAUUCAAAAACCAGACACAAUUUAUACUGCCAGUUUCCGAGGCCGUCGGUGAUUGGACAGUCACAAUACAGUUACAUACGGACCAGAUGUACAGUAGUAUGAGCAAUCUAUACAUGCUUCCGAGCGAUCAAGAAGAGUGGACAAGACUGAAUAUUCUUCAUACUUGCUUUCUGCUUGGAAUUGGCGAAUUAUACCCAGAGGCGCACCUCGUCCAUAGAAAACUGACAUCUCAAGUGCCGAACGAAAGGACAGUUCUCGACCUCGGAUGUGGAAACGGUCAAUGGAUGACUGAAUUAGGACUUAAAUUCCCAAAUGCUGGUGUGACGGGGGUGGAUCUCACGCCGUGUCCACUCAGACCAGACACAAGUGCCAACUGCACAUUCGAACUUGACAAUGUCGACCUCGGACUAUCACACUUUUUUGAUCAAUUUGACGUCGUGCAUGCGCGAUGUAUAGCCCUUGGAAUAUCUGACUAUCGACGAAUGAUAGAGGAAGCUGUCCUAUGCCUAAAACCCGGGGGAAUGCUAGUGCUGGUAGAGCUUGACUGGCAGGUAUACGAAGAAGACAAGAAGACACCAGCAUCUGAAUUUUCCGAAGCCUCCCUUAGUGGUAGCGCAUUACAACGCAUAUUUCGGGAAUCGAGAACAGCAACCAUCCAUAACGGCAGCGGACUAACUCAAGCCUCUAAUGCACUUUCCGAGGGUUUAUGGGCCUGUACGCUUGCCGACCCGCAGACUUGCAAAACAGCGGACCUCUGGUUUCCAAUCGGCAAUCACAGUGAUGGCACGAGCUCUUAUAUAGUGCAGUACACAGCUGAUAUAGCUAAUAGUGACGGCAAAUUCCCGCCGAGUGCAGAUGGCAGCUACCUUGAUGCGGCAGAAUCUAGCGGUCAGUCCCUUGCCCGCCUCCCCGUGGAUUCUCAGCAACUCUAUUUCCAGGCUUUACAUCGAGGGCUACAUCGUCUCCUGAAAGACUCGGGGAGAGCCCCUGCUGAACUUGAGACCUGGUCGGAGCUGGCUGAUGCAGAGUUGAGCAGUACCGAGAAUCUUCGCUGGGUUCGCUUUCAAUACUGUUGGGGUCGGCGACAUUCAGGCCUUGACGAACCUGUAACUCCGCCAACGACCAUCGAAUCAACAGAGCAAACCCAACGAGUCUCCUUUUCGAUCCCAGGAGAGAUUGGAUCUGCAGCGACAGCUCACAUUCAAGACAUUCACCAAGUACUGGCAAGCGAUCCCGCCUAUCCGUAUUUCAUUGUCUACGAAAAGCAGGCCGAUUCUCUUAGAGAGCGCGAAUAG
Molecule: messenger RNA, 2934 nt
Organism: Serendipita indica DSM 11827
Lineage: Eukaryota; Fungi; Basidiomycota; Agaricomycetes; Sebacinales; Serendipitaceae
Source: the annotation of a GenBank genome assembly